Closterium sp. NIES-65 is the source of this 1611-nucleotide messenger RNA. NCBI's taxonomy places the organism in Eukaryota, Viridiplantae, Streptophyta, Zygnematophyceae, Desmidiales, Closteriaceae. The record is from the annotation of a GenBank genome assembly.
AUGCACCCACCGGGCCAUCUCUCUAUCACGCGCUCCCACUCUCGCCCCUCUCACUCUUCCCCCCUCGCCCCUGCUCCGCCUCCACUGCCCUCUACCGCGCUAAACCCCUUCACUGGGAUCUGCCGCGCUAAACCCCGUCUCCCGCCGUCCCCCUCCCCCCCUCAGCUCCCCAAACUCCGCCCAGCCCAGUCCGCCAGCUUCCGUGGCGGCAUGGAGGUGGCGGGCCCGCGGCGGGCAGGCGUUCGGCGAGUGGAGGAGGGGGAUCGCGUGGUGGUGUACGAGGCGCGGGACGCCAUGCGCAUCGCCACCGUCACGCCCAGCCGCUCCCUGCAGAACCGCUUUGGAGUGUUCCGGCACAGCAAGUGGGUGGGGCAGCCGGUGGGGUCGCGGGUGCGGGCGGCCAAGGGAGGCGGCUUCGUGCACCUGCUUGCACCCUCGCCCGCCCUCUGGACCAAGGUGCUACCGCACCGCACGCAGAUCCUCUACCUGCCGGACAUCGCGCUCAUCAUCGCCCGCCUGGCUGUCACGCCCGGCGCCACCGUGCUGGAGAGCGGCACCGGCAGCGGCAGCCUGUCGCACUCCCUCGCCCGCGCCGUGGCGCCCACCGGCCGCCUGCUCUCCUUCGACUUCCACCACGCCCGUGCGGAGAAAGCCCGGGCGGAGUUUGAAGCCAAUGGCAUAGCGGGCGUGGCCAGUGUGCAGGUCAGGGACAUCCAGGGCCUCGGCUUUCCCCCUCACCUGCAUGCCUCCGCGCACGCCGCCUUCCUGGACCUGCCCUGCCCCUGGCUCGCCCUGCCCUCCGCCGCCGCGUGCCUGCUGCCGGGCGGGCGGCUGUGCUCCUUCUCGCCCUGCAUGGAGCAGGUGCAGCGCUGCUCCCAAGCCAUGCGCGCCCAUGGCCUCACCGGUGCGUCUCCAGCCCCCCACGCCCACACGCCGCUCUGCCUUGCAUUCCCCUCUCUUGCACUGCACCCUUCCACCCACCACUCACCCAUCACUCACCCAUCACUCACCCAUCACUCACCCGUCACUCACCCACCACUCACCCAUCACUCACCCAUCACUCACCCAUCACUCACCCAUCACUCACCCAUUACUCACCCAUCACUCACCUACCACUCACCCAUCACUCACCCAUCACUCACCCAUCACUCACCCACCACUCACCCAUCACUCACCCACCACUCACCCAUCACUCACCCAUCACUCACCCGUCACUCACCCAUCACUCGCCCAUCACUCACCCAUCACUCACCCAUCACUCACCCAUCACUCACCCACCACUCACCCAUCACUCACCCAUCACUCACCCAUCACUCACCCAUCACUCAUCCAUCACUCACCCACCACUCACCCAUCACUCACCCAUCACUCACCCACCACUCACCCAUCACUCACCCAUCACUCACCCAUCACUCACCCACCACUCACCCAUCACUCACCCAUCACUCACCCACCACUCACCCAUCACACACCCAUCACUCACCCAUCACUCACCCAUCACUCACCCAUCACUCACCCAUCACUCACCCACCACUGCUUGCAUCCACCCACCAUUCCAAUCCUCGCUCGCUGCUCCACCUCCCCGUCUGCUCAUCUCCCCUCCCCCCUUGA